UCCAAAUUUAACCUGUGCAAUUCGGAUAUAUAGAUUGUGGGCGAAUAUCAUUUAUUAAUGAUCAGUUAUGGUGUAUUUAGGGCGAUUCGCCAGCCGAUGACAGUUACAUUAAUUAAUUAUGGAAGACCACCACGCUAGCCCUCUAUACGCACGGUGUCUUCAUGCAAUAACUGAGUUUCCUUUCAGAGUCGCAACCCCACCCGUCCCGACCGGCGCCUGCGGUGCGCCCCAUCGCCACCCAACUUCCAUUCCGAGAGUCCCUUCCUCCCGCGAAACUCUCAGGGAUCAGUCAUCAACCACCACCUCCAACAAUCCGAGAUCCAUCCCCCAUGGCCUCAACAACCCCGAGGGAUGUCUAUGCCUCAUUAUAAUCCCUGCAUCACGCUUCACAGAAGGGUGCCCACCCUUCUCCAAAUCUGCCCUUGCCCGACCGAUCCCGACUCGCCUCAACCGACACCGCCAUCACUUUCAUCGCCCAACAUACUGAACAUCUCUAUGAUAAACGUGGUUAACCACUGUCCCCCUUGGAAUAUUUUUGCACACCUUC
Messenger RNA from Talaromyces proteolyticus, 547 nucleotides. RefSeq lists its product as uncharacterized. The transcript has a single exon. NCBI's taxonomy places the organism in Eukaryota, Fungi, Ascomycota, Eurotiomycetes, Eurotiales, Trichocomaceae. The record is from RefSeq and is a predicted model, not a curated record. Bases 119 to 487 code for a protein of 122 amino acids.